CUGGACCAUUCCAAUCUCUGUCGGAGUGGAAACACGGGGGCCGACAGACCUCUUUUUCUCCCUUCCCGUUUACCUCAUUGUGCUUUCUUUUAUUUCACCCUGCUUUUAUCUGUCUUCUUUCCUUUCAGUGGGGUAACUUUUCGUUUGCACUCCCAUUUUCUGCCAUCUACGUCUAGGUUUUCUUUUCAAGCUUCGCAUAUUCGGGAACGUUUAUUUAUUUAUUUAUUUAUUCAUUCAUUUCAAAAUAGGACCAUACGUUUAUAUAUUGUAGAUGUCCCACAAAUGAGAAGACGCAAAAGAUGGAGUUGCACAUUUUAGAACAUAGCUUGAAAGUAGCCAGUAUAGCUAAAGAGGGCAUCCAGAUUUGCACCCACGGAUUAAUCAAACUCGCCUUCCUGCCCUCCAAAACAAGGUGUAAAUUUUUUAGUCUUACAGAAACUCCUGAAGAUUACACUAUCAUAGUAGACGAAGAUGGCUUUAAAGAGCUGCCACAGUCGGAGUACCUCAGCGUUGCCGAGGCGACGUGGCUGGCUCUGAACGUGGUGUCAGGGGGUGGCAGUGCCACCAGUUCGCAGCCCAUCGGAGUCACCAAAAUUGCCAAGUCAGUAAUAGCGCCUUUGGCUGACCACAACAUCUCUGUGUUCAUGCUGUCAACCUACCAGACGGACUUCAUUCUGGUUCGAGAGAGAGACCUACCCAUGGUCAUGCACACGUUAUCUUCCGAGUUCACCCUUCUGAGAGUCGUGAAUGGAGAGACAGUUGCAGCCAACAGCUCCGGAGUCACCAAUGGCUUCGUCAAGCCAAAACUCGUCCCACGGCCCAUCAUCCACCCUCUCUCCAGCCCCAGUAACAUGUUUUGUGUGACCAGCCUGGACCCCGACACACUGCCCUCUGUGGCCACCCUGCUGAUGGACGUCAUGUUCUACUCUGGCGGAGUGAAGGAGAGCGCAGCAUCUGGGGACGACUCCGGCCACAUACGUUUCUUCUCCUUCUCGCUCAUAGAGGGCUACAUUUCACUGGUCAUGGAUGAACAGACCACUCGAAGGUUCCCCAACAAUGUCCUUUUCACUAGUGCUUCGGGAGAGCUUUGGAAAAUGGUCCGCAUAGGGGGCCAGCCGUUAGGAUUUGAUGAAUGUGGUAUAGUAGCGCAGAUAUCGGAACCCUUGGCCACUGCGGACAUUCCAGCCUACUACAUUAGUACCUUCAAGUUUGACCAUGCCCUUGUCCCUGAAGAGAACAUCCAGAGUGUGAUUGGAGCCUUGAGGACCAAUGAGAGUGCAGGACACUGAAGGUCAUGCGAAUGGAGGACGACCAUAUUAUGAUGUCCUUGGUGGCAUAACUCUUAUUAUCUGAAACUCUUUAAAAAAAAGUGCCAAGAGCUUACCAGCUUGGUCUGCUGUGGUUUGGGGUGGGGUUGGGUAUGGAGGGGGUGGGUUUGGGGUUGUUCAGAGCAAAGAAAUCUUGGGAUGAGUUGUUGUUGCCGUUUUUCUCCCCCUUUGCCCUUUUCUUUCUUUCUUUCUUUCUUUCUUUCUUUUUUUCUUUCUUUCUUUCUUUCUCCUCUCCUCCUCUCAUGGGAGGGUAACGGCUGGCGUUAGCGGGUUUGGCGGUAGUUCCACUAUCAGCAAGUGAGCUCCUCCCUUAUUCUGCUUUACAGUUACUGUGCCAAUGCCCCAACCCCAACCCACUGCUUCACACUCUCUCCAGCCAUGCCCACUGCCUUGCCUCUGCCUCGACAACAGUAUCCACUUUCUCCGUGAACCGCCCCCGAGCUAGUGCGAUGGCAGUGCGUUGUGGACAGUGAACACCCUUCCCCAAGUGGGUCCAGCCACCUCCCGCCCCUCCACACCAUUCAAUCAUGCUGAGUGUGACCAGUAUGAUGAUGGGAUAACAGACCUGUGCUUUGUAGUUGUUGUUUUUUUGUUCUGUUUCUAUUUCCCCAUUACUUUAACAUCACACCAUCUCCCAAGGCACUGAGAAGGACCACCCGUCUCUUUCUCCGACCUCCCGUCACCUUCCCAGGGUGUCGUGUGGGGGGGGGCUUUGGCUGCCUUUGCUGAUGGGUAUGUUUUUAUGAUUAGUCUGGAUAACUUGUAUUCUCUUCCGCCAUUACUGUAUUUCUUCACCGCUGCUCUUCCCCCUCUAUGACCACAGUGUAUUAGUCAUGUCUCCUCCACAUGGAUGGCUGGGCACAGAAUGUACGUCAUAAUUACUGAGCUUUUUUUUUUCUUUUCAUUUUUGUUAUGUUUUCUUUCUCCCCCUCCCCACCUCCCCUCUCCUCCUCCUCCCCGUGAUUGCUCUUUCUCUCCAUCAGUGCCAAGACACUUUAGACCGAAACAGACACCUUGUAUAAAGCUCAACAUUUCUGAGUGCAAUUUUUGGACGGCAAGGCUUUUGUCCCCUCUCUUGGUUGCUGGCAGUGGAUAUGAGGACGCAUGUACCUCAGAAACAUGGUAUUUGUGUCGUUGUUGAAGUGUUUAGAAUAAGCUUUUGUCAUGUUUACAAAAGGUGAUCAUUUGUGUGGGAAGAUGAGGGCCGGUCUGACUGAACUAGAGGGACUGCAGGCCUGACGUUCACAUUUCCUCGCCAAAUAGCAAAUGUUGAGAUUUGACUUUGUGUUCUUUGUAUUCAGGUACAAUCAAUAUCUGUCAGCAUAGCUUCUGAAUUAACUUUUCUUUUCUUUUCCUGACAUGAAAUUUUAUUUUAACACUGCUCACUUUUAGUGGUUUUUAACUCUGGUGUUCGGAUGAGGCAUUUUUACUUUUCACUAAUUCCUUCUGAUCCAUUCAUGACUUACAUUUUGAGAGUGCAAUUUACUGUACAAAAACCCUGUUGUUUACUCACCUCUCUUAGCUUUAGGGAAACUAUGUGCCACACCAUGUUUCGCCUCUUGCCAGACCUUACCACAACUGUUGAACUUUUGAAAGCUAGAAAAGCUAGCAAGAGAGGAGAGGAGAGGAGGUGGCGUCGACUGAUUGUUGAAUGUUAGUUGGUUACACUUUACGUCACGGAUUGCUAAUAAGGUGGUAAUUGUAUGGUAAUGUCAAUGUAAUAAUCUUUUAUAACAACAUAUUGCAAGUAAUUAAUAUGCAGUUUCUGGACAGUUACUGAAGCUAAGUGAUUUCCUGAAAACUGCAUAGUAAUUAUUUGUUAUAAAAGGUCAUUGCAUUGAAAUGCAAAUGACCAUACAAUUACCAUCUUAUUAGCGAUCCGUAAUGUAAAGUGCUACCUGUUAGUUUCUGUCAAGUGUCAUGGACACUGGCGUGUAGUUUUUAGGCCUUCAAGCCCCACUGGUCUGCACUUUAUUGAAAGGUCCGUAGGAGAGACCUUGCUGUUCUGAUGUGAAAUUUGGGGGGAAUUUGUUUUUGAAAUAACACUUUACUUGACGCCGGCGUCAUACGUAUGACAUAACGGUGUCAUAACAUUGUCAUAAUGCAGUCAUGCAUGUGUCAUAAACAUUUUGUCAAUGUCAUAAACAUUGUAUGACUUUGUCUUUAGGUGAAAUUCGGUUAUGACAGACAGUCCUAACAUUGUCAACUUUUCAUGGCCAUAAAACUUUGAUGACAUUGGCAUUAUGUUUAUGACUUGUCCAUGUCACUGUUAUGUCAUAUGACACCGGCGUCAAGUAAAGUGUUACCUUUUUUUGCCCUUGAAGGAUUUUCGAGAAGGUGUUAUGUCUGCCGGUCUUAAGCAUAGUGGGGUUUUUGUUGUUUUUACACAGGCUUUCCUCUUCUGUUAGCUUGGAUUAGCAGAGUUCAUGUAUAUGUUUAGUAUUUAUCGAUGUUAACUUUAAAAAAAAGGGUGACCUUUCUGAAAAUUAAAAUGAUGUAAACAAACAAACAAAAAAUCACUCAGCCUUUAGUGUGUUUGGCUAGGAAAGCCUGUUGCUUUGUGUAUUUGGCUUUUUUUUUUUUUGGUUGGUUGUAACCUGAUGCAAUAUCCUGUUAAAGAGGGAUUUCUUGUACUUAUUCUGGAGGCUCAGCAUAUAAGUAACAUGUAUACAGGCUCAGACAUUGUCUGCCUCAUACCUUGAUAUGCCCAAGUACUCUGCCUUUCCAUUGAGAAUGAGUUGGACCGUCCCAUCUUUGACUUUCACUUUAAAAAAAAAAAAAAGAAGAAAAAGAUGAACUGGCCAAAGCCCCUGGGUCAAUGGGCUUAUUUGAUCUUUCAUAGGAUAUUUCAAUUCUUCAUUAUUCUGUAGAGGUAAAACUCACUCUGUUUCAGUAGCCAGACAGACAAGUCUCAUUAUUAUGGCACUGAUUUUGUUUUUCAGAAAGAAUGUAUCUGGCUUUAUGGACAUACAACAAUCUUGACUUUGGUCUGCAAAUAGACUUUGGUACAAAUAAAGCAUGCACUCUUUUCUGAA
Molecule: messenger RNA, 4363 nt
Organism: Engraulis encrasicolus (European anchovy)
Lineage: Eukaryota; Metazoa; Chordata; Actinopteri; Clupeiformes; Engraulidae
Gene: castor2
Product: cytosolic arginine sensor for mTORC1 subunit 2
Exons: 9
Coding region: 300-1289 (329 amino acids)
Biological process (GO): negative regulation of TORC1 signaling
Source: RefSeq, a predicted model, not a curated record